CUCAGCCCUAUACUCUUUCUACAUACUGAACAAGGCUGCCAUCGGGCAGGAGAUGCCAUCAGCAACAGAUUAUGAAGCGCAACGGAAAGCUUCCAAGCAAAGCAAGGCUGAUGUGGCACCGAGGAGGUUUGAUCGAAAUGCGGCUCAGUCAAAUCCUGGGUCAAUUCAUAUAGAGACGGGCAACUGGGCAGAUAAUCCCGAUGUGUCUAGGCAGGAAGGCAGAGGAUAUUCACAGGAGCUUAAAGCAGUAAGGGGUAGUUUCUUCUCCCCAACCCCAGUCCCAUCACUGAACAAUACACCAUUAAAGAAAUUGAAAACCUAUGAAGAAAUUGUCAAAACCUAUGGAGCGGGUGUUAGUUUCAAUGAGGGAAUGCCCAUCGAGAGAUACCCAGCCGGUACUCAUGGUCUUUUAGUGACAAGGAAGAGUAUGUUAUUCCCGGAGGGAUGGACACUUCGCCUAAAGGCUCAGCCCUAUACUCUUUCCAUUAUAAGUAAAGUCAAUUCGGGUAGUUCGCCGCGUAUAAGGAUGGAUUCGGCUAUGAACCUGUUGGUCGAGGCGGUUAAGCGGUUGACCGAAGGAAGGGCUGUCUGCUUUCAGCCCUACGAUCAAUUGCACUUGGGCUUAAAAGCGCCUGAGCUGAUUGACGAAUGCUUUCUUGCAGCUCUCCUUCUAGGAAGCAUUCCUCUUAGUAAUAAGAUGAGGAUUGAAGACCUAUAUGGAAUUUUUCGCCAAAUGUGGAUAUCUCAAUUACAUCGACCCUGGUCACGUGCAUCCUUUCUAGGGCUUGGUGGCAGUUGGACCAUGGAUGGGCGGGAGACUGGGCAUAAGCUCGUGACAAGAUAU
Messenger RNA from Striga asiatica, 844 nucleotides. The record is from the annotation of a GenBank genome assembly. NCBI's taxonomy places the organism in Eukaryota, Viridiplantae, Streptophyta, Magnoliopsida, Lamiales, Orobanchaceae.